AUGCCUAUGACAUUCGGCGAGUUCCUCAAAACCCAACGAGCCGACCUCCCUAUCCCACCGGCCUCGCAGAUCGCAGGAGGCGUUUACAUCGUCACAGGGGCAGGCCACGGCCUUGGUCUGCAAUGCGCAAAACACCUCGUGCGUCUUGGGGCUAAGCGAGUGAUCAUUGCCGUACGGUCGGUGACCAGUGGCGAAGCCGGGCAGAAGGAGAUAGAGAUAGAUACAGGUCGAAAAGGAGUCGUGGAGGUCUGGAAGCUUGACCUGGCGUCAUACGACUCGGUCAAGAGCUUCGCAAGAAAGGCCAUACAGGAGCUGGAUCGGAUCGAUGGCCUCAUUGAGAAUGCUGCUAUUGCGCUGGACAAAUGGACCAUCUCAGAAGGCCUUGAGACAACACUGACGGUGAACGUGGUCAGCACCUUCCUUCUUGCUUUGCUUCUCUUUCCCAAGAUGAAAAACGACGCGAAGAGACUUGAUACCACACCCCACAUCGUCAUUUUGACAAGCGGACUUGGCUUUUCUCAAGAGAAGGACUUCCAGAAACUAGCAAAGCAGGGUGGCGACGUCUUUGAUAAUCUGAACAUCGAGGGGAAGUGGCCACUAGAUGACAAGUGA
This is a messenger RNA of Phaeoacremonium minimum UCRPA7, 612 nucleotides long. Its product is annotated as putative short-chain dehydrogenase reductase family protein. The coding region runs from base 1 to 612 and encodes 203 amino acids. The transcript has a single exon. Lineage: Eukaryota; Fungi; Ascomycota; Sordariomycetes; Togniniales; Togniniaceae. The record is from RefSeq and is a predicted model, not a curated record.